Messenger RNA from Cyanidioschyzon merolae strain 10D, 1203 nucleotides. RefSeq lists its product as hypothetical. The coding region runs from base 1 to 1203 and encodes 400 amino acids. Gene Ontology annotation, molecular function: protein binding. The record is from RefSeq and is a predicted model, not a curated record. NCBI's taxonomy places the organism in Eukaryota, Rhodophyta, Bangiophyceae, Cyanidiales, Cyanidiaceae. The transcript has a single exon.
AUGGGGAGCACCGUUUCGGACUCGGAACCGGCGCCGCAGGCAAUCCUUCGGGGUCACACGAGCCCAGUGACAGCGCUCUGUCUGCUGGGGCAUAGCGAACGCGCUCUCAAGUCAGCUAAGCCACGCUCCGGUGUAUGGGAAGACGCUCCCACAAUAAACUGGCCCCGUAUUGUCGUCUCAGGAGACUCGCGAGGUAACCUGCUGGUUUGGGAUCUAGACCUCGAGCAGGUCAUCGCUAACCAGAAACAGAGCACUGAGGCGCCACUGCUCUCCAUUGAGGCAGCAACCGAUGAGCCGAACCUUCUCAUAACCCACAGUCGCGAUGGUUGCGUCAGAGUCAUCCAGAUGGACCAGUUAUCGAGUUCCGUGGCGGACAUGAGGCAUGCGGCUGGUGAGAUGCUGGAGCCUUUUCCGAUGUCCAGAGGACGAGUGCUAUUUCGGGGCGAACCGCACGGCUUCUGCCGCCCAGGGAUCAUCGAGUUCGCAGCAUCCGAUCGCAUCCUUAUAGCCACCAGUGGCGGUAAAAAUCAUGAAUCCAUCUACCUGUGGGAUGCGCGGGUCAGCAGCGAGAAACCCGUUGGUAAGCUCUGUCGUGAAGGGACUCUGGAAGCGAGGCGAUCAUCUUCGACCACAGCUGGUGGCGAUGGGAUUUCCGCGCUUUGUUUAUGUAUGAAAGCCUUGCCUGCAGAGCGCACACUUCUCGCAGGCUACGAAGAUAAUCACAUGUGUGCCUGGGACUAUCGCGGACGUUCCGAUUUACCGGUUGCGGAGGUUCCCGUGUUCCGGCACGCUCAACCGCUCCUAGCGCUGGACAGCAUCCGUCCGCUCGCCGUAGACGGCUCGGAGCGGUUCUAUACUCUCGCGACGAGCGGUUUUCAUGGACAAGUUGCUAUGAUGCGCUAUGCACCAGCGACAGCCUGCUUUGAGACCACUGCACAGCUCACUGUGGCCAACGCGGCGAUCUCCGAACUCGCCUAUCGUCCGAGUGAUACCCGCAUACUCGUUGGAGGAUGCUCAGAUCACGGUGUUCGGGUACUUUCGGCCAAGUCGCCGUACAGAAAACUCGCACUGUUGCGAAAACACCGCGGUGCCGUUCGAUGCUUACGGUUUGCUGACUUUGGUUCAGUCUUCGCGACCGGUGCUGACGACUCCGCUAUCGCCAUCUGGACUAUCUAUGAUACCUCAUUUAUUUCCAAUGCUUAA